This is a messenger RNA of Colletotrichum chrysophilum, 2586 nucleotides long. RefSeq lists its product as uncharacterized. Gene Ontology annotation, cellular component: RZZ complex. The record is from RefSeq and is a predicted model, not a curated record. Lineage: Eukaryota; Fungi; Ascomycota; Sordariomycetes; Glomerellales; Glomerellaceae. The transcript has 9 exons. The coding region runs from base 1 to 2586 and encodes 861 amino acids. Gene Ontology annotation, biological process: mitotic spindle assembly checkpoint signaling; endoplasmic reticulum to Golgi vesicle-mediated transport.
AUGGCGAGCGCGACCGAGGCGCAGGUAUCUGCGCAGCUUGGGGACGCCAUUGUUUCUUUUGCUCUCGAGGGAAGCUUCCCAGACGAGCAGGUGUCGUCCCUUUCGCUUUCGUCUUCCGAUCUGUCACCGGCGAUCGAUGCGCUGGAAAAGGCCAAGGGGGAAUUGGAGACCGAGAUCCAUACGAUAAACGAGGAAACAAAAGGGGACGUCAGCUCGUGGGUGAGCAACGCAAAGUCGCUACAAGAAGACAUCCUGCGAUCUAAGAGGCUGGCCGAUGAUAUUGUGCGACAAUCAGAGGCUCCACAGGUCUCUGGAAAGGCCAUCCAAGAUGCCGAAGAACACAUACAUUUUCUGGAAAGAGAGGUGAUGUAUACGGAACAGCUGCACGAUGCGCUUAGGGGUAUCCAGCAUGUCAAUGAGCUUUUGGGGGAGGUUGAGCAGGCCAUGAACGAGCGGCGCAUCAUCGACUCGCUGCGGUGGUUGGAAAAGUCGUGGACCGAGUUGGAUGCCGUCCCUGUCAACAAGAAGACUUGCAGAGUCAUGAGGCUUCUCGACCUGCGCGCGUUCGAGCUCAAAUCCAAUGUUCAUGACGUCUUUGACCACGUUUGGGCAUCUCUUGUCCACACGGAUUUACAAGCAGGGUCCCUCUCCAUCUACGGAAAACUAGAAGGGGAGCAAAUGACCCUCUCAGAAGCCAUCAUCGGGCUUCAGGCCUACAAGGAGGUCGAAGACAGAAUGUCCAAGCUAUGGCACGAAGUUGACCAGGCUAUUGUGUCGCCAAGGAUGGAUGUUGAAGCUUCUUCUCUUCCUUCGAUUCGUGCAAGCGAGAAUGUAGUGGAGUUGAACGGCGAGGCCGGCCGGACAAUAGACGAGCUUUUUACAGACCUCCGCAAGCUGGUCGAGUUCCUGGCAGCUAGAUUGACCCCUGACCUCCUAAUGUUCUUCAGUCCGAUCAUGAUGAGCGACCUGAUCCCGAGACUGGUCAAGGUCUGGCUGGACGGCGCGGUUCCUGCGACAUUGAAGGACAUCGACCGGUUCCAAGCCGUGAUUCAAUCUGCGCGAGGUUUCUGCGAGGUUCUCGAAGAAAAUGGUUUCACAGGCUUCACAGAGCUUAAGGAGUGGGUUGGAAGCGCACCAUCAAUUUGGCUCGCCAAGUGUAGAGAAACCGCACUUGACUCUGUCCGCAACCAGCUCUCGAAUGGUCUGGGCGCACCCAAGCAAGUCGAGAAGGUGGAAAAGCAGAUGGUGUCUCGCUCAGAGGGCAAGAAGUUGACAGCUAACAACGCAGCCGCCGGGGCUGCAACAGAUGAUGACUGGGGUGCCGCGUGGGGAGUCGAUGACGAGCCUGCUGAAGAAAAGGACACAACUCAGCAAAGCCAAGAAGAGGACGACGGAGCAGACGCCUGGGGUUGGGACGAUGAAGACCAAGGUGCAGAUAAGAAGGAGGAGGAACCAGCUCAGCCAAGUCAGGAACCAGCAGCCGCGGACGAGGACGACGCAGCCGAUGCCUGGGGCUGGGGAGACGAAGACGCGACAGAACCGGCGCAAGAGCCUGAGCCUAAACCACAGCCCAGGAAAUCGCCCGCAAAGAAAGAAAAGAUGGCAACUCCAGCAGGAGACGAGAGCAGGGAAAUGGUGCUGAAGGAGAUCUAUCACAUAUCGUCCAUGCCAGAGCCAGUACUGGAGCUCAUCCUCGCCAUAUUAGAGGACGGUGCGGCUCUUACUCGGCCAGAAUUCGAGAACAGUCCUGUGGCAGCCGCGGCACCGGGCCUGUUCAGCUUACCAACAUUUGCACUGGCCAUGUUCAGAGCCGUUUCACCGCACUACUACGCACUUGAUAUCGGCGGAAACAUGUUCCUUUACAACGAUGCCAUGUACUUGUCCGAAAAGCUAAGCGAGCUGGCGUCAGCAUGGAAGUCGCGUGCAGACCUGACGACACGUGCCCAAAACAUGUUGCGCAUAGACAACGACAUCAAGAGCCUGCAAAACUUUGCGACGCGCGCAUACACUAAUGAGCUCGGGGUGCAGAAAACGGUCCUUCGAGAUCUGCUAGGAGGCGAUCAAAGUCUGAUGCAACAGGAUGAACUAGACAGCUGCGUGGACUCGGCAGUAGCGCGGGUCAGAUCCCUGGCAGUGACAUGGGAAUCGAUUCUCUCGCGCUCCGUGUGGUACCAGGCGGUGGGGUCCCUCGCAGAUGCCAUCUCAUCAAAGAUUAUCAGCGACGUGAUGGAGUCGUCUUCCAUCGGCCAGGACGACGCCUACAGGAUCGCGCAGCUCAUUGCCAAGAUCACGGAGCUUGACGACCUCUUCCUCCCGUCGCGGACGGCAGCCUCGUCGGGGUCCGGCAAGGACGAGAUCCCGACGACGGCGCAGUACGCCGCCACGUGGCUCCGGCUCAAGUACCUCAGCGAAGUCCUCCAGUCGAACCUCAACGAGGUUAAGUAUCUCUGGUGCGACAGCGAGCUCAGCCUGUACUUUUCCGCGGACGAGGUAGUUGACCUCAUCGAGGCUAGCUUUGACGCUAACCCGCGGAUGAGGGAGACCAUCCGGGCGAUUCGGGAGAACCCAAGCCCCGUGCUCGCCUAG